AUGUAUAAUGAGAUGGAUGGCAACUUUGAUGACGUCACCAUCAGCACUUUUAAAAGGGGCCUCCCAACCGAGCACGACUUAAGGAAAUCCUUGGCUGGCAAGCCUGUCAUUAGCGUAUGUCAACUUACGAACCGAAUUGAUAAAUACAAAAGAGUGGAAGAGGACCAACUGCAAGGGAAAGGAAAGGAGAAGGUUAUCCCUCAAAAGAGGAGUGAUUUCAAGUCGGACCGAUACAACAAUAACCGUCCAAUGAGAGAUUUUGUAGGGCAAUCCGGGUCAACCAACAUGCAGACGGUUAACACCGUAUUUAGAGAACUGGUACAUCAGGUUUUGGAGAAAAUCAAGAAUGAGUUAUUCUUCAAGUGGCCGAAUAAGAUGGCUGGAGACUCCAUAAAGCGCAAUCAAAAUCUGUAUUGUCAAUACCACCAGGACCACGGACAUACUACAGAAGACUGCAGGAACCUUUGGAACCACCUGGAUCAGCUAGUCCGAGAAGGGAAAGUGAGGCACCUUUUGCAUCCUUCCAACGGUCAUCAAGGCCAGGCAAACUAG
Quercus lobata is the source of this 552-nucleotide messenger RNA. RefSeq lists its product as uncharacterized. Bases 1 to 552 code for a protein of 183 amino acids. NCBI's taxonomy places the organism in Eukaryota, Viridiplantae, Streptophyta, Magnoliopsida, Fagales, Fagaceae. The record is from RefSeq and is a predicted model, not a curated record. The transcript has a single exon.